Molecule: messenger RNA, 3175 nt
Organism: Cuculus canorus (common cuckoo)
Lineage: Eukaryota; Metazoa; Chordata; Aves; Cuculiformes; Cuculidae
Gene: FBXL12
Product: F-box and leucine rich repeat protein 12
Exons: 3
Coding region: 45-968 (307 amino acids)
Biological process (GO): SCF-dependent proteasomal ubiquitin-dependent protein catabolic process; positive regulation of protein ubiquitination
Cellular component (GO): SCF ubiquitin ligase complex
Molecular function (GO): protein binding
Source: RefSeq, a predicted model, not a curated record
UCCGGGUGCCUAAACCGGAAGUGGCGCUCCCCCAUCCGGGCAGGAUGGUGGCGGCAGUGGCGGCUCUGCCCGAUUCGGUGUUGGUGCGGAUCCUGACGCUGUUGCCGUUGAAGGAGCGGCUGAGAGCGGCGAGCGUCUGCAGGCGGUGGCACCGGUUGGCGCUGGACCGGGAGGUGUGGAGGGACGUGGAUGUGAGCCCGCACCGGCUCAGCUCGCGCUCCCUGUGGCACCUUUUACGCCGGCGCUUCCAGCCCAGCAUGCGGUCGCUCCGGCUGCGAGGGACACUGCGCUCUGCUCUCAAGCCACGUCUCCUCUCCCCUGCGCUGCUGGCCGCCCUCGGAAAGCGCUGCCCCGAGCUCCACCGCCUCUGCCUGGUGGAGACAGAUCUCCGCUUCAUUCCCUACGGCAGCAUCCCUGCUUCCCUCACUGUGCUGGAGCUGAGCUGUUGCGAAAUCCCUUCUGCCUGGUUCUCCGCCGCCCUUCCCCACCUCCGGCACCUCGUUAUCCGCGACGUCCCAGCUUUUUCCGAUCGCCAUCUGCUGAACGUCUCAUCCUGGAGCCGCUUGAAGACGCUGAGCGUUUUUGGUGCCUACCGCCUAACGGACGCCGGGAUUUGCCAAGCGGCUCCGCGUCUGGAAGAGCUCGAAUGCCUGAGGCUGUGCCAGUGCGGCAUCGGCGACUCGGCCGCUGGCUCCAUCGGGCGCUACAUGGAACGCUUGCGCAUCCUGGAGAUUGGUGAGGAUCACGCGCUGACAGAAGCGGGUCUGAAUUCCUUGGGAUCCCUGCGGAGCCUGGAGAUGCUCAGCCUCAACCUUUACCGUACGGUUUCUCCCAGCGCCGUUAUCGCUUUGUGCCGAGCACUGCCCGGGCUGAGGAGCCUCCAGCUGCACGGGGUUCGCUUUGAGGAUGGAAUCAUGGAUGAAAUCCAGGCGGAUUUUCCCUUCUGUAGCUUUUCCGAGGCUCCUUGACAUGCAGCGAGGUACAGCAGGGAUUUUGAUCUUCGUUUACAUGCCUUAAGUGCCCUUUUUGUGGUAAAUUCUGCUUUCUGGGAGGCUCCAUGCAUAUCCUGGGAGCCACGGUGUCUGCUUUUGGGACAGAAUUUCCGUAGAGGCUAAAGCAGCAAUCUUGUCACACAAAAUGGUUUGUCGGAAACUUGGGUUUUGUAGGAUCCACCAUGGAUCUGGGCAGUCAGAAAGCUGGGGAGCACCCAGCUUUGAGAACAGAGUCACUCCUCAGAAGGAUAUUGGCGAGGAUGUUUUUAAACCAAAUAUUGCCUUUAUUUAAUAAAAAACACUGUCUAAUUCUGUUUCCUCAUACUGCAGCGUUUUAAUUGAAUGAAGAUUUUCCUUCAACUGUCUCAAUGCUUUAUAUUACGACCCCUCGGGUGUUGGAGACUGUGGAGUCGAUGGCCUGAGGCCACGGAGUCAGCGCCAGAGCCAGGCUGCAGUGAUCCAGAGCGUGGAUUUCUCUCCUGAUUUCACCCUUCGGUCCUAGCAAGGCUUUUCCCUUAGGCAGGAAAGCUGGGGAGGGGCAUUUAAUCAGUGAGGGCAGGGAUGGGAUGAGGGGAAUGGUUUCAAGCUGAAAGAGGAGAGUUUGAGGUGAGAUAUUGAGAAGAAAUGGUUUCCCAUGAGGGUGAGGAGGUCCAGGUUGCCCCGAGAAGCGGUCGCUGCCCCAUCCCUGGAGGUGUUGAGGGCCAGGUUGGAUGGGGCUUGGAGCACCCUGAUGCAGUGGGAUGCUCUAAGUCUGCUAAUUUGCUCCCAGUCAUUCAAUAUUUCCAGCUCCCCUCCUGCUUCCAGACCUGCAAAGCCCCUUUGGUGCUGCAGGAGCUCGGAAUCACCUCUUCUGUGUUUAGCAAUCAGGUGCUCCUGGAGCAAACUGCUCAGUUGGGACCAUCAGAUAUGGAAUCGCCUUGGUCGGAAGGCUGUGCCACCGGUCUUGCUGCUGUUCCACUGGGAACGCUGAGGUUCUUCCCCAUGUUGAGCGACGUCUUGGCUGUCUGAUGGGUUUUUAAUUGGUUUAGUGUUAUACCUUCGCUCUCCAAGCCUGGAGGGCGCUGGGAGAGACAGCGCUUGGAGUUUUAAUAUCACUAAUUACCGCAGCGUAAAUCCCUGAGCCAGUUGUUAUUAAGCCAGCAGCCUUGGGAUGAGUUCCAAAGCCGAGCUGGGACAUUUAUCCCUUGUUUAUUUGCCCUAAAGCUCCUGAGAUUGUGUGUAGGAGCGGAAAGGAGGUCAGGGCACAAAGACCGGUUGCUAGCGAGGUGCAGAGCAACGAGGGUUUCGUCAGGUGCGGGGUCACUGCCACCCAGGUCUGUCCGAAACCCAGCGGUGAUUGCAAAAGCGGAGUAGAGGGCGGGGGGAAAAGAGCUUCAUCCAGAGGCAGACCCAGAAACGGCUCAGCUGAGACAUUAAUCCUCUCAGGGGAACGCUCUGGUCUGAAGGGAGGGAGAAAAACCCAAUGAGGAAGGGUAGGGAACAUCAGGUUGCAUCUGGGGUGGUCUGGGGAAGUGGAAGAGUCUCUUGAGGAGUGUUAGGAGGAUCCAGGAGUUAGAGAGUUUCAUAAUUCGAAUCCUGGAAUGAUGGAAUAGUUUGGGUUGCAAGGGGCUUCGAAGAUCACCUGCCAUGGGCAGGGGCACCUUCCACUGGGCCAGGUUGCUCCUGGCCUUGAACACCUCCAACACACGUUUUAUCUCAACGUGAUGGUUUAAGUGAUCUUCAUGGCACAAAAUUGCUGCCGUUGGUCAAGUGGUCGCCCUUUGCUUUGCUGCUGGAGUCUUGUUUGGCAAAAAAAAUUCAUUGUUUGAGAAAUGUAGUGGAGCUUCUCACCAGCACCUCCAAAUCCUUCUCCUUAGGGCUGCUUCCAAUCCGUUCUCCGUCCAGGCUGGAUUUAUGCUUGGGUUUGCCCCAACCCCAGUGCAGGACCUUGCAAUGAUUGUGUUGAACUCCAUGAGGUUCACAUGGUCCCGCUUCUCCAGCCUGUUCAGAUCCCUCUUUGCCCAGCUCUGUUUUCAUGGAUGAGCACUUCUGUUGGGUCUCUCCUUGUGCCUUCAGCUUUGGUUUCCGAAUGAAAGACCAUUCCCUAUUUUCCUGACCUGCUCGUUCCUGCGUUUGGAGGAAACGCCUUCAAAAUUUGAGAAUUUGCCCCUUUUUAAUGCAAAGGGAUGGGGGAAAGUCAUAAA